This is a messenger RNA of Octopus bimaculoides (California two-spot octopus), 1448 nucleotides long. RefSeq lists its product as uncharacterized. Gene Ontology annotation, molecular function: RNA binding. Gene Ontology annotation, biological process: deadenylation-dependent decapping of nuclear-transcribed mRNA; P-body assembly. The record is from RefSeq and is a predicted model, not a curated record. NCBI's taxonomy places the organism in Eukaryota, Metazoa, Mollusca, Cephalopoda, Octopoda, Octopodidae. Gene Ontology annotation, cellular component: P-body.
GAUGGUCAUAGUUGGAGAGUUUUUGAUCACAAAUUUACUGAAUCAAGGUCGACUUGGAACGAAACAACAAUAACCAAAUGACUCAUAAGAAGUUUCAGCAUAUAACAAACAAUAUUGCUGAAUAGUGUGAUAAUUCAUUUGAGUGGAUUUAUAAAACAAUUAAAAGUACAGUCUGUUACCAAGAAGGAGUAUAUUUUUAGAGUUAGUCACGGAAGGAAAAGAAACUAAAAAUGACUUGACAUGGAAGGUUCAAUUUUGGACUACGAAUCCGAGUUUUCUGCUCUUGGAGCAGGGAAACUUGGAGAAUAUGACAAUGAACUAAUUGAAGCCCCAGAAGAUGAAGAAGACAAUGAUCUCCGAAAUGAUGAAACUUUUGGACUUUCUGAUGAUGCAUAUGAAUGGCAGGAAGACCAUAAUCCAUUACAGGCAGGUUUUCCGCUUAAUAGCAGACCAAUUGAAAAUCAAGGUCUUGAAAAAUCAUCUAAGUUGUCUCAGGAGAUCACCCCCAAAGCAUUCCUAGAUGAGAAUUUCGAGGAUGUCUUCCGAAUACAGGAGGAGUUUCUGGAAGAAAGUAUUUACAAUCUUGUGGUUGAUGAUGAUGAGGAGGAGGAUGAGAGGCUUGAUUUGUCUGAUAAGAGAUUUAAUGCCAAUACAUCAGUCUCCAAUUCAAGUUAUGCUAAAGAUGUACCAAAAAAACCUAUUAAUCUUAAUCAUUUGUUUGGUCCAUCAUCUCCUCCUGGACUUUUGGAUACUGAGCACUUGGUAUCACCAAACAGCCACAGUAUUUGGUGGUCUCCUCCAGCAGAGAUUUUGCAGCCUGGUAACACACAGCCCAAACCAAAUCCACCUGAUAGUCUUCAGUCUUUCUUUAAUUUUGCCAAAUCGACUGGGCAAACUAGCCUUCAGAAUUCAAAACAAAUGAUGCAGUCAUCUCGCAGCAUAACAAGACCUCAUACACUGGCAGAAGUGGAAAAGAAACUUUUCUCAAAUGCUAAUGUUGUAACUGCAGAAGAAUUGGAAAGGCAUAUGAGAGGGGAUGUUCCUACAUCAAGUAACCAAAAUUUGGAUCAUGUGUCUCCAUUUUCAAUGGCUGCGCCCAUUCCUCCUGUUGGUUCAGCGCCUUCAUCGUUUACAUCUCAGGUGUUUAAUAAUGCACAUGAUACAAACAAAAUGUCCGGAAGCUUAAAUUCGAUGCCAACUAUUGCUUCUAUGAAUGGCAGGGGUUCACCAUGUUUACCACCUGGAAUCCUUCCAUCACAGCAUCUGUUACAAAAUGGUGGACCAUCAUCACAACUCUUGCAAGGAAUGCAAGCACGACUUAGCAAUGGUCAUGGCCCAUCACCUAUGCCUGGUAAGCAUGUAGCUGUGUAUGUAUAUGUGCAUAAAAUCUUUGUUUUUUUAUUUUUUGUAUUCCAUUUGUCUAUAACUUCUUUUGAAAAAUAAAAAGA